Girardinichthys multiradiatus is the source of this 2260-nucleotide messenger RNA. RefSeq names its product NEDD8-conjugating enzyme Ubc12. Bases 203 to 802 code for a protein of 199 amino acids. The transcript is spliced from 7 exons. Lineage: Eukaryota; Metazoa; Chordata; Actinopteri; Cyprinodontiformes; Goodeidae. The record is from RefSeq and is a predicted model, not a curated record.
UCCAUGGCUCCUCCUUGCCCGGCCUCUGCGCAGCUAACAGGCUAAGCUGGCUCGGCGGCUCGCAGGUUCUCUCGGUGUGGUUAGUUAGUUUGAGACGCACCGGCUCCAUCCACAGUACGGUGCAGUUCCGAGCGACCAAACUGAAAGUUCACGCCCGGUAAAGGGACGCCGAGUUUGGAUAUCAGCUUACAAACAGGUGAAGAUGAUUAAGCUGUUCUCCCUGAAGCAGCAGAAAAAAGACGAGGAAUCUGCUGGAGGAAACAGAGCCGGAGCCGGGGGGAAGAAAGCCAGCGCGGCCCAGCUUCGAAUACAGAAAGGUUUCAACCAGCUAACCUGCUGUAAUCAGAUGUUUCAACCAGACAUCAAUGAACUAAACUUGCCAAAGACUUGUGAAAUCAGCUUCCCAGAUGACGACGACCUCCUCAACUUUAGACUCAUCAUCUCACCUGAUGAGGGUUUUUACAAAGGAGGAAAGUUUGUCUUCAGCUUUAAGGUGGGACAGGGUUACCCCCACGAUCCCCCGAAGGUAAAGUGUGAGACGAUGGUUUAUCACCCCAACAUCGACCUUGAGGGAAACGUCUGCCUUAAUAUUUUAAGAGAGGACUGGAAGCCUGUUUUGACAGUAAACUCCAUCAUCUACGGUCUACAGUAUCUAUUUCUAGAGCCAAACCCAGAGGACCCGUUGAACAAGGAGGCAGCAGAGGUCCUCCAGACAAACCGCCGGCUCUUCGAGCAGAACGUCCAUCGCUCUCUGAGGGGCGGCUAUGUGGGCGCCACCUACUUUGAGAGAUGUCUGAAGUAGCUCACCAUCCCACCGUCCUCCAAGCUCCUCCCACUUCUCCCCUUUACCCCUUCUUCCUGAUCUCUCCUUCCUCCUCCAGCUCGUCUUUGGUUCUGCUCGCAGGAGCCGCAGCGAUGGAAAGCAGCACGACGCAACACGCUUUCCUGUUUUAACACAAAAGAAGAAGCUUCACCUCCCACUCCUCCUCUUCCUCACUUGUCCCCUCCCAUCUCCUCUUUCUCCUUCCACAUUUCUGUUUCAGUUCCACCAUUUAGACACCACAGGAGGACACCAACAAACGACACACAUCUGGAGGGGGAUGAAGAUGAAGAUGGAGGAGGACUGUGGAUGGACAGAUUUGGGGGGGGAGUGUGUUUGUGAAUGUUGCUGUGGUCAACUUCACAGCACUGAUGAAAAUGAUGCUCACCAGAUUAUCUGUUUUUAUUUUGCGUGUGUGGCAGGACGCCUGACAUCACACAGGUGAUCAGAAAGACACGCCCCUUCCCUGUCACCGCCUUCAUUCAUUGGUUAAAGAUCAGAAAGAAAGCAGCAAAUUCCAAACUACUCGCUUCGUUCCUGCAGUAAGGUUCUGAGGGGGGCGGAGCUUCUUGUUUUGUAAUGACAGGAAGUCAAUCAGAGGGGCGGGGCUUCUCACUUAUUUCCUGCAGGAAGUCUCUGAUGGGUUGGAUCUUCUCUCUGGAAGCCUAUGGAGGAGCAAAGUUUCUCUUUCUUCAUGAAGGAAGUCUGAAGGCGGAGUUUCUCACUUUGUUCCUAAAUGAAGUCAGAAAGAGGGUGGAGCUUUUCGCUUUAUACCUGUGAGAAGGUCUUAAAGGGGGUGGAGCUUUUCACUUUACUCUUGCAGGAAGUCUAACAGGGGCAAAGCUUUUACAUCAGUGAGCAGAUGCGCCUUAAGUUUUUUUCUUAAAAAAUUUUAGUUUUUUAGCUUAAAGUGGCUGCAACGCCCCCUACAGGUGUACUGAGGGGAGGCUGGGCAUCUCAGUAAAGGGGAGGAGCUAGUUUUAAGGGGAGGGUUUGAUAGAGUAGAUUUAAGUAGCAGGUGGGACGGGCUUGUAAAGGUGGAGUAGCUGGUGGAGGAGGAAACAUGCCUUAAAGUCUUUGUAGCUGUUGAAUGGCAAGUCGAUCAGGGUGGGAGGAGCUUAUUCCUGCAGGAAGUUGACAACAGACGACAUGACGGACAUGAAGGAGUUGAUCUGUUUGGAGUUUGCUGCUGAAUAAAUCCCAUGAAACGCUGGUGGGCGGGGCAUAAUAUGAUGUGGGUGGGGUCAUAGCUUAGUGAGGGUGGCUGCUUGUUUAAAUGAGGGGGGGUUCGGGGGGCUUUUUGAUUUUCAUUUUAGGGUAGGGUCAGGGGCAGGCGCUUAAAAUGUUACGAUUCUAUUGUGUAUAUUGAAACCCCAGCUGUUCACUUUGACUGCAAUAUGAUUUAUGUUAAAUAAAAUAUGAACUUGAAUGACGAGAAAA